GGAAAAUAAAACAGGAAGAUGCAUGAUGAACAACUGGACAGAAGAGAGGGCCGUUGCUGCUCUUGACACUCAGGAGGAGAAGACGCAAAUCCAGAGACACGGACACAGAGGGAUUCUCACGAUGGACCAAGACGCCAAAAUAGAAACCGUCACUACACAGAGAGCAACUUACAUCCCUCCGAAAAGUCCAGGGGUGAGGCUGCGGGGCAUCAGAGGCGAGCUUUUGGAAAAACACCUUGCCCAGAUGAUAAGAGAGAAGAUUGAGGCAGAAAUGAACCCACCGACUCCCAAAACUGACUUCUGCUCCACAACACAGCGGGAUUUCUGUGUCGAGGGGUUUGUGCCGUUAACCCCUGAAACAACACAAGUUCAUGAUUAUAAAAGUGACCAGGCCAUCACAUUUUGGAGUGAAAACUGCCAGCGAGUACAGGGUGUCACCGGCGUACGAAACCUGAAAGCUCCUUUUAAGAAGUCGGCCCUAUUCAGCACACCCAUCAGCGAGCGGCUGGAUGAAAUCGAGCUCCCGCCAGAUAACUGAGACAAUUUAUCGCAUAAAAUAUCUUCAUUACCAAUCCACAUGAAAGUGGUAACCCAUUGAAAAACAGAUAUUUUAUAACAGAUACUCAGCUGAGGUCAGGAUGAAAAAACAGAUAGAAGUUUGCUGACAUUUGGACUUUAAACCUGCCAAACAAACUAACUUUGAACUUAAUAAAACAGAUUUACUGAGACAUGUUUGCCUCCAUGUUUGGCCUCCUAAGUAAAUAAUUAUUUACUCCAUCUGUCAGCAGUCUGGUCAGUU
Messenger RNA from Plectropomus leopardus (leopard coralgrouper), 799 nucleotides. RefSeq names its product sperm associated antigen 8 (gene spag8). The record is from RefSeq and is a predicted model, not a curated record. Lineage: Eukaryota; Metazoa; Chordata; Actinopteri; Perciformes; Serranidae. Gene Ontology annotation, molecular function: microtubule binding. Gene Ontology annotation, biological process: positive regulation of transcription by RNA polymerase II. Gene Ontology annotation, cellular component: nucleus; cytoplasm.